This is a messenger RNA of Melanotaenia boesemani (Boeseman's rainbowfish), 2884 nucleotides long. RefSeq names its product PRP3 pre-mRNA processing factor 3 homolog (yeast) (gene prpf3). Gene Ontology annotation, biological process: mRNA splicing, via spliceosome. Gene Ontology annotation, cellular component: U4/U6 x U5 tri-snRNP complex. The record is from RefSeq and is a predicted model, not a curated record. The coding region runs from base 180 to 2291 and encodes 703 amino acids. Lineage: Eukaryota; Metazoa; Chordata; Actinopteri; Atheriniformes; Melanotaeniidae. The transcript has 17 exons.
UUUCCGGUUCCGGGUCUUAAGACAGAAACGUCGUGCGAACGGCGCGGCUAAACAGAAAGUUUCAGAUAAAACCUGGCAAUUUGAAUGUUUUGCAGCUCUAAGAUUUGAUCGAGUUCGUUUGGGUUUUAUAGGAAACGCGGACUAAAAAUACGUGAAGACAUACUUGAGAGGAUUGGAGGAUGUCUCUACCAAAGCGGGAGGUGGAGGAGUUAAGACCAUGGGUGGAGCGCACUGUGAAGAAGGUGCUGGGUUUCUCAGAGCCCACUGUGGUCACUGCUGCCUUACACUGUGUGGGGAAGGGAUUGGAUAAAAGGAAGACCACAGAUCAGCUGCGUCCUUUCCUCGAUGACUCUGCUGGAGGUUUUGUGGAGCGUCUUUUUGAAGCUCUUGAGGAGAGCCGCAGUGCCCGCGGCAACAAAGGCGCAGGAGACAAGAACCGCAAGAGAGAGCUAAAGGAGGUCUUUGGAGAUGAAGCUGACACAGGAGCAGUGCGAGAAGCCCCUGAGACUGGAGAUGGAACAACAGCAAAGCGUAAACGCGUCCCUCGCUUUGUGGAGGUGGAGGAGCCCGAGGUGAUACCUGGGCCUCCAUCCGAAAGCCCUGGCAUGCUUACCAAAAUGCAGAUAAAACAAAUGAUGGAAGCAGCCACAAAGCAGAUAGAAGAAAGGAAGAAACAGCUGAGUUUUGGCUCAUCAGUCUCUUCUGCAACAUCUCAGCUAGAUGGCCAAUCGAUGUCACGGCUUCUUGGCGCUUCUGCCGCUGGAGGUGCUGGUGGUUCUUCAUCCAUCGCCCCCUCCCAGGCUGCUAGCUUUAUGAACGAUGCAAUUGAGAAGGCUCGUAAGGCAGCUGAGCUCCAAGCCCGCAUCCAGUCUCAGUUAGCCAUGAAGCCUGGUAUCCUUGGAACCUUAGGGAGCACUGGGCCCCACAAUCUAGUUGCACUUGCAAAUCUACAUGCCAUGGGAAUUGCUCCACCGAAAGUAGAAGUUAAAGAGGUGAAUAAGCCCACACCUCUUAUUCUGGAUGAGAAGGGAAGAACUGUAGAUGCUACUGGCAAAGAGGUUGAACUCACACAUCGUAUGCCCACACUCAAAGCUAACAUACGAGCAGUAAAGAGGGAGCAGUUCCGUCAGCAGUUAAAGGAAAAGCCUGGGGAUGACUUGGAGUCCACAUCCUAUUUUGACCAACGUGUGCCUAUUGCUCCAGCUCAGCGCGCUCGAAGGAGCUUUAGAUUCCAUGAGCAGGGGCGUUUUGAAAAGAUCGCUCAGAGAGUUAGAACUAAGGCCCAGCUGGAACGACUGCAGAAUGAGAUUGCUCAGGCAGCAAAGAAGACAGGAAUCCAGGCAUCCACUAAGUUAGCAUUGAUAGCUCCUAAAAAAGAGAUUGGAGAAGGGGAGGUGCCCAGUAUUGAAUGGUGGGAUUCUUACGUCUGGCCUUCAAAUAUAGCUAUAGCUCCAGAUUCAACAUUUGACAACAUGGAUUUUUUUGGCAUAACCAGCCUGGUAGAGCAUCCUGCCCAAAUGAGACCUCCUGUUGACACAGACAAACCAGUAACGCUGGGCGUAUACUUGACAAAGAAAGAACAGAAGAAGCUGAGAAGACAAACACGGAGGGAGGGACAAAAAGAAGUGCAGGAGAAGGUCCGUCUGGGACUGAUGCCUCCACCAGAACCUAAAGUCCGCAUCUCCAACCUGAUGAGAGUCUUGGGGACGGAGGCUGUUCAGGAUCCCACAAAAGUAGAGGCCCAUGUGAGAGCACAAAUGGCCAAAAGACAAAAAGCUCAUGAGGAGGCCAAUGCAGCUCGCAAACUCACAGCAGAGCAGAGAAAAGAAAAGAAGGUCAAGAAAUUAAAAGAAGACCUCACGAAUGGCGUUCACGUUGCAGUGUACAGGAUCCGUAACCUGCAAAAUCCUGCAAAGAAGUUUAAAGUGGAGGCCAAUGCCAGCCAGCUGUACCUGACGGGCACAGUAGUUCUGCACAAAGAUGUCAAUCUUGUUGUUGUAGAAGGAGGUCCUAAAUCCCAGAAAAAGUUCAAGAGACUGAUGAUGCACAGAAUCAAAUGGGAGGAGCACAACAGUAAAAGAGAUGAUCCAGAUGGUGAUGACGAUACAAAGAGGAACAACAAGUGUUGGUUGAUUUGGGAUGGAACUGCGAAGGAGCGUAGUUUUGGGGAGAUUAAGUUCAAGCAGUGCCCCACAGAGAGCAUGGCUCGAGAACACUUCAAAAAACAUGGGACAGAACACUACUGGGACCUUGCUCUUAGCCAGAGUGUGUUGGACGGCACAGAUGACUGAAGCCUUCCUGUGGAACACCUUUUCAGUUUGACUUCUACCUUCAAGCCUGCAGAUCCACUGCCUCACAACCAGCCGCCCCUUAUUACUGACUGCUGGGAAAGGGGUGGGGGUCUCUGGCUUAAUUAAGACACUUGACAAUAGAAAUGGAGGAACAGCCUGUGUGGCUGGUUCAAUGAGAAGUGUGUGUAUAGGGCAGCAUGUGCUUUUAUGUCUGCAUCAGUGUUAAUUUCUUUGGUGAUAGGCUAUUCUGUCUUAAUUUUUUGUAGACAGAUUGAACUGUGUGACAUAUAUCACUCACCCAAAGCAGAUGUCAAGAUAAUAAAAUGUUAGAUUAUCCUAUGACUGACGUUUUGUUAUUAAAAUCCCUAUCUUCACACAUAGUCCUGCUCAAGUUAAACAGUGAAUAAACUGCACAGCCACUGUGCUACACAUUUAGAGAAAAUCUAGAUGGAUACCUGAUAAUGUGGACUCUAGAUGCAUUUAAGUCCAAGUCCCCAAAUGCGUUCAGAAGAAAACACAGUUUUGGACUCGGUUGUAGCUAUCUUUCACUGUAACGGUACAGUCACCGCCUUAAAUAAACUAAAUCUAACCAA